CGAGUGGUGUACCAAAGGAAUCAGCCCGCGUCUAUGACACAGUAACAUUCCGUGGGCCGCCAUUGAUAAAGCAACGUCUGUGGCCUCGUCACUGCGUCCAGGAUUCAUGGGGCGCCGAACUUCACAAGGAUCUUAAGAAUAACCAUGGCCAGUUGUACGAAAAUAUUACUCAAUCAAACUCGGAAUUAUGCUACGAAAAAAAUGAGUGGUGGUGUUAAAUAUGGAUACAUUACUUACUAUCCACGUCAUCCAGAUCAUGUAGAUCCCCCGAUAACUCCUUCUAAACUGCUAAUGGUACAACGUAUAAAGCCAAUAAAAGGAACACCCUAUUGGAACAGGGAUACUCUGGUACGACUUGGAUUAACUGAAAAGUCAAGCGACAUUGUUAUUGUGAAGAAUAUUCCUGAAGUUAAUAGAGACCUUUGGAGUAUUAAACAUCUUGUAAAAAUCACACCAAUUGAUUUUCCAAAUGGCAUGCCAGAUGACGAUCUCAGUGGUACUUAUCUACACGAAAAUGGUAAAUUGUAUGUUACCCCUAAAAUAGAUCCUGUGCGCUAUGAAUCUACAGAGAAAUUUGAGCAAGAUCCCAAGAGAUUAGAUAAAGAAACAUUAACCAAAUAUUUAAGACUUAGGUGGUUAAGUGGAUUAUAAUUCGUGUAGUAUUUUUAGAAGACGCAUUAAAAAGUGAACAAAUAUAAAAAACAUUAGAAUUA
Molecule: messenger RNA, 713 nt
Organism: Cephus cinctus (wheat stem sawfly)
Lineage: Eukaryota; Metazoa; Arthropoda; Insecta; Hymenoptera; Cephidae
Gene: mRpL30
Product: 39S ribosomal protein L30, mitochondrial
Exons: 4
Coding region: 145-651 (168 amino acids)
Biological process (GO): translation
Cellular component (GO): large ribosomal subunit; mitochondrion
Molecular function (GO): structural constituent of ribosome
Source: RefSeq, a predicted model, not a curated record